AAUAUUAAGCAUGUUUUGUGUCCUCUUUGUGUUAACAAAACUUUUAAAAAUUCUCAUGGAUUACAUAUUCAUCAAUCAGCUAUUCACAAUACAAAAAAACAUUUAUUAAAUAAAGAAAAUGAACAUUUAACUUGUAUACUUUGUCCAAAGAAAAUUUACAAGAGUAUACAAGGUCUUCAUCAACAUGAAACUCUUCGGCAUCCACAUUAUAAUAUACCUUCUCCUAAUCUUAUCGAUCUUCCUCAGCAACAUAUUAAUGAGAUCAAAGAAACUUUA
Racocetra fulgida is the source of this 276-nucleotide messenger RNA. The record is from the annotation of a GenBank genome assembly. NCBI's taxonomy places the organism in Eukaryota, Fungi, Glomeromycota, Glomeromycetes, Diversisporales, Gigasporaceae.